Messenger RNA from Williopsis jadinii, 1488 nucleotides. RefSeq lists its product as uncharacterized. Gene Ontology annotation, molecular function: amino acid transmembrane transporter activity. Lineage: Eukaryota; Fungi; Ascomycota; Saccharomycetes; Phaffomycetales; Wickerhamomycetaceae. Gene Ontology annotation, cellular component: vacuolar membrane. The transcript has a single exon. Gene Ontology annotation, biological process: amino acid transmembrane transport. Bases 1 to 1488 code for a protein of 495 amino acids. The record is from RefSeq and is a predicted model, not a curated record.
AUGGCUUUAACGAAGGAAGACAGUAAAGACUAUGAAAAAUACCUGGAAGAGUCGUCGAAUGGGGUUCCAUUAACGGUCAAUGUGCCUUCAAACUCCUAUGACGACGAAGAGACCUUAGAGGCAGACGCCAUCCUUCAUAAGGAGAUUGAGGAAGAAGAAGGUAAUCAGAUCAAAUACCGUUCUUGUUCAUGGCAGCGUACAGCGAUGCUUCUAUUCUCCGAGUACAUCUGUCUUGCCAUCAUGUCCUUCCCGUGGUCAUACUCGGUGCUGGGGUUGAUUCCAGGCCUUAUAAUCACCGUAUUUGUCGCAGGUACCACGUUAUAUACGGGUCUCAUCAUUGGUGAUUACUGUUCUCGUUAUCCACAUCUGCAGAACAUUUGUGAUAUUGGAAGACAGUUAUUCUGGGGUAAGCAAUGGGCAUGGUAUGCUACUGCAGUGUGUUUCCUUUUGAACAACACAUUGAUCCAGGCUUUGCACGUCUUGGUUGGGGCUAAGUAUCUCAACACAGUGACGCACCAUAGCCAAUGUACAGUGGUUUUUGCUGUUAUAUCAGCUGCGAUUUGCUUUCUCAUCUCAUUACCGAGAACGUUUUCCCAUAUGUCAAUCAUUGGACUGUUCUCCGCUGCAACGAUGUUCAUUGCUGUUUUGUUGGCGAUGAUCUUUUCAGGCGUGCAAGAUCAUCCUGAUAACUUUAUCGAAGGAGAACCUGUUAAGUGGCACCUGUGGCCCCAGGAAGGCACAACGUAUGUCUCUGGAAUGUCUGCCAUGCUUAACAUUGUGUACACAUUUGUUGGACAAAUCUGUUAUCCUUCCUUCAUCGGUGAGAUGAAGAACCCAAAGGAAUUCAAAAAGGCACUAUAUUUGGUGACUCUAUGCGAAGUGAUUGUCUUUGCACUUGCAGGCUCCAUCGUAUAUGUGUAUGUAGGUAAUUCAUACAUUACUGCACCUGCCUUUGGAUCCUUGCAAUGGAAGUACAAACUUGCAGCUUUCUCAUUUGCUAUUCCUACCAUCAUAUUCUUGGGCUCACUAUACGGCAACGUAUCAUCACAGUUGUUGUUUUUCAAAGUGUUUGACUCCAAGAGUAAGCAUAGAACAUCACACACGCUGAAAGGUUGGAGUGUGUGGAUCCUCAUCAAUGCUGCCACAUGGAUUGCUGCUUUUGUCAUUGCUGAAGUCAUUCCGUUCUUCUCCGACUUGUUAUCUUUGAUGUCGUCGCUGUUUGACUGUUGGUUUGGUUUUGUAUUCUGGGGAGUUGCCUAUUUCAGAAUAAAAGAGGCCAAAUACCAAGGUCAGUUUACAAACUUUAGACACCUGUUUGGAGUGCUAACCACCAGAGAGAAGGUUGAUUAUGUGAUCUGCUGGGUACUAAUUGGUAUCGGUAUUUAUAUUUUGGGACCUGGUACCUAUGCAUCUGUUGAUUCCAUUGUUCUGAGUUAUCAAAGUGGACUGUAUGGCACAGUCUUUACGUGUGCAAGCAACGGAUUAUAG